AGGACUGGAGAGUGAUUUGGGCUGUUUGAACUUGAGUGAGAACCACCAGCCGGGAGCCCGGGAUUCGCACCCGAAAGCGUUGGAGAGGAUGUCGGGAGAAAGCUGACAUCCUUGCCUGACCUCUGGCUUCUUCCAGUCUGUCCCCAAAGACUCUAUAGCAACCCUCCCCCACUACACCCGCCCCCCCACUCCUGUUGGUUUGCAACGACGCGAGAUGGGCUUGGGGUCGCGCCCUCUGGUUUCUCCCUCGGGACGUUGUUCCUGGGCGGUUAGGAACUGUUGAGAGCGGUUCUCCCAGGCUAGCCCCUCUUUCACAUUGAAAACAGGGAUACCAGCCUGGUUUGGGCCGUCCUAAACUUGAAGGUAGAUUUCUUAGUGGCCAACCAGAACCAUGGACAGCUCGGCAAAAGGAAAUAAAAAAGAUGCGCAAGAUGGACCACCCAAAGAUACGAAGCUGCCUACCAGCGAAGCACUUCUGGACUACCAUCGUGAAAUAAAGGAGAAUGCAGUGGAACGAUUCAUGUUUCAGAUCAAGAAGCUGAGGGACAGGAACCAAAGGUACCAAGACAGGAAUAGACGCCUCAAAGAAGAACAGAAAUGGCACAUAAAGAACCUCCUGAAAGAGCUGACUGAGGAGAAGUCAGAGGGAGCCCCGAUCGUGACAAGGGAGGACGUCGAGGAAGCAAUGAAGGAAAAAUGGGAGUUUGAAAGAAACCAGGAGAAAAACUUGAAAGAAAUGCGCUUACAAAUAAAUGAUGCUGAGAAGCUGUUUCUUGAGAAACUCAGUGAAAAGGAGUAUUGGGAAGAGUACAAGAAUUCAGGGAGUGCUCAGCACGCUCAACUCAUUGUUUCCUUACAAAAUGACAUCGAAACAGUCAAAGAAAAUGCCGAGAAAAUGUCAGAACAGUAUAAAAUCACUCUGGAAGAUACUAGAAAAAGAAUAAUCAGAGAAACCCUGAUACAACUAGACCUAAGGAAGGAAUGGGCCACACAGAAUGCCGUGAGGUUCAUUGACAAGGGCAACUACCGAGAGAUCUGGGAGAAUGACUGGCUAAAAAAAGAAAUUUCGACUCAUAGGAAGGAAGUUGAAAGACUGGAAAGUUGUGUUCAACAACUAGAAGAGGAAAAUUUGGUGCUUAUUGACCAGCUGUUUAACUGUAGACUUUUGGAUCUCAAAAUACCCAGGAAACUGUAUCUUACUCAAGCUGUUGGGCAGCAAGUGCCACCUGAAGAUGUGUCUUUGAAGUUGCCAGAGAUAGACAUAGAGGAGAAUCUGAACUCACCCACUGAGGCAGAGGGUGGAGACGCAUUGAACCUCUCCCCAGGGAGCAGCCAUGAGGCUAGCAGUCCAGAAGUCCACUUCACAGAGAUAGAAAGAGAGGACAGCUCAUCCACGGAGGUGGAGUGCCCUAUCAUCCAUCAUUUGCUGCAUGAGGAUGAACAGGACUUCAAGGUGAGAGUCAGAAGAACAGAGUUCUCACUAGGAUGUCAGUGACUCUAGGGCCGCCAG
This is a messenger RNA of Peromyscus eremicus (cactus mouse), 1510 nucleotides long. RefSeq names its product coiled-coil domain containing 83 (gene Ccdc83). The record is from RefSeq and is a predicted model, not a curated record. The transcript is spliced from 10 exons. Lineage: Eukaryota; Metazoa; Chordata; Mammalia; Rodentia; Cricetidae. Bases 392 to 1495 code for a protein of 367 amino acids.